Messenger RNA from Toxorhynchites rutilus septentrionalis, 3198 nucleotides. RefSeq lists its product as uncharacterized. The record is from RefSeq and is a predicted model, not a curated record. The coding region runs from base 1 to 3198 and encodes 1065 amino acids. Lineage: Eukaryota; Metazoa; Arthropoda; Insecta; Diptera; Culicidae. Gene Ontology annotation, molecular function: nucleic acid binding. The transcript has 2 exons.
AUGGAGACUACAACUCGUCGAGUGAAGAUGUCUUUCGAAACAGGGUUGUUAUGGAAGUAUGAUCACUUUUCAUUCCCGGACAGCUAUCCAAUGGCGGUACGAAUGAUGGCCUUAGAAACGCGAUUGAGUAGAGAUCAUGUCCUUGAAGCUAAAGUGAAGGAGACGAUUGCACAGUAUGAAGCAAAGGGAUAUGCACACCGGAUCACCCCUGAAGAACUCCAAACGACAGAUUCAAGUAAGGUAUGGUACUUGCCACUAGGAGUGGUGCAAAAUCCGAAGAAACCAAAUAAAAUUCGGCUUAUUUGGGAUGCUAAAGCGCGAACGGGAGGAGUCUCUUUCAACGACAUGUUGAUGAAAGGACCAGAUCUGUUGGUGGCAUUGUUGUCCGUAGUUCUCCGCUUUAGGCAAAGAAAUAUUGCGGUGGUAGGGGACAUAAAAGAGAUGUUCCACCAGAUAUUUAUUAGGUGUGCGGAUAAGCAGUCUCAAAGGUUUCUGUUUCGAAAGUCUCCAGAGUUGUCUCCUCAGAUCUACGUAAUGGACGUAGCCACAUUCGGUGCAACCUGCUCGCCUAGUCUGGCGCAGAACGUUAAGAAUAAUAACGCAGCAGAGUUCACCGAAAGAUUUCCAAGGGCGGCGAAAGCUAUUAUAGAGAACCAUUAUGUAGAUGAUUUCCUGGACAGCGUAGAUUCAGAAGCGGAAGCAGUACAGCUGGUCAACGAAGUAAAGUACGUGCACUCACAAGCGGGGUUUGAGAUCCGAAACUUUUCUUCCAACUCCGUUGAAGUUCUGGCUGAAAUCGGAGAGCAAAGAGCGCCACAAACGGUGUCCCUGAAUCUGGAGAAAUCCUCAGAAAUGGAGAGAGUGUUGGGUAUGGUUUGGAGGCCGACCGAGGACAUCUUUACCUUCGACCUAAGUACAAUGAAGGACGAGGUUAGAGCGCUGAUUGCAGGUUCAGUUACACCAACCAAACGACAAGUUCUGAAGGUCAUAAUGUCGCUAUUUGACCCAUUGGGGCUUAUUUCCCAUUUUGUCGUCCGAGGGAAAAUUUUGAUGCAGCUAAUCUGGAGAUCCGGAACGGAUUGGGAUGAACUGAUAUCGGAAGACCUUCGAGAAAAGUGGGAUUGUUGGUGUCGUUCUAUGCAGAAUCUGGACGAGGUGGCGGUGCCUCGGUGUUAUUUUAAAGGAAUUCACAGUUCUCAUCUUGGUAAUAUAGAGACCCACAUGUUUGUUGAUGCGAGCGAACUAGCAUGUGCUGCAGUUCUUUACCUCCGAAUUGCUGAUAGUGGUCAACCUCGUUGCGCACUAGUAGCGGCGAAAACAAAAGUCGCCCCGUUGAAGCCUCUGUCAGUGCCUCGUCUUGAGUUACAAGCUGCGAUGAUUGGAACGAGAUUAUUGAGUAGUGUUCUGACAUCCCUGGAUCUUCCUGUGUCGAGGCGAUUCCUGUGGUGCGACUCGUCAACCGUACUUUCGUGGUUGAGAUCUGACAGUCGUCGGUAUCACCAGUUUGUGGCCUUCCGAGUAGGGGAAAUUCUUACGUCGACCAGCAUGGAUGAGUGGAACUAUGUGCCCUCCAAACUCAAUGUGGCUGAUACCGCUACCAAGUGGAAAUAUGCGCCCAGUUUCGAUAGUAAGAGUUCUUGGUACAACGCGCCAGAUUUCCUGUACAAGUCACCGGAAUACUGGCCAUCGAAACCUUCGCCAAUUAAGUUGGAGACAGAUGUUGAACUUCGUGCAGUGUUCAUGUUACACGGUACAAUACAGCCACCGCUGAUAGACAUUUCUAGAUUUUCGAACUGGAACCGACUGUUAAGAGCCACAGCAUACGUUAUACGAGGUGUUCAUCGUUUCAAGGGUGAGCAAAGUCCGAAACCAGUUAUAUUGACUCAGCAGGAACUCAAGAAUGCUGAAAACUUACUGUGGAGACAGAUACAAGCUGAUGCUUAUCCCGACGAAGUAGCGAUUCUGAAACGUAAUCGAACGUUUCCGGAAAGUGCAGUAUCAAUUCCGAAAUCGAGUCCGAUAUAUCGUUUUUCGCCGUUCCUGGAUGAGGAGGAAAUCAUUCGGAUGAACAGCAGAAUUACAGCGGCGCCGGGGGUUCCAUUAGAAGCAAAGUUACCAGUUUUGUUGCCGAAGAAGCAUUCGGCGACGGUUCGUCUUGUGGAUCAAUAUCAUAGGCGGUUCCUACACGGAAAUGGAGAGACGGUGUGUAAUGAGUUGCGUCAACGCUUCUGUAUUCCAGGUCUACGAGGUUUGAUCCGAGAAGUAUCCGGAACCAACUCUAAAACCAGAUGGCACUUCAACCCACCUUCAGCACCACACAUGGGUGGAUCAUGGGAGCGGAUGGUACGCUCCAUGAAGACUGCCAUGUUAGCAAUAGCCGAUCAUCCACACCAUCCGAGCGACGAAGUUCUGGAGACAGUACUCCUAGAAGUUGAAGCUAUUGUCAAUUCCAGGCCGCUCACGUACAUACCGCUGGAGUUUGCAGAGCAAGAAUCAUUAACACCAAACCACUUCCUGCUCUUCGGUACAAAAGGUAUUUCGCAAAACGAGAUGGCGAUCAACUUAGGUGGUAGUGCAUUAUGGAAUAGCUGGCGUCUUGCGCAAAAUUUGGUGCAUCACUUCUGGACACGUUGGAUUCGUGAGUACCUUCCAACAAUCAGCAGGCGCACCAAGUGGUUCGAACCAACGAAGCCACACGAACCUGGAGAUUUGGUUUUAGUCGUCGAUGAAGGAAAACGAUAUGGGUGGCUCAGAGGUCAGGUCGUAGAUGUGAUCAAAGCAGCUGACGGACAAGUACGGCGAGCGGUGGUGCAGACGAAGAACGGGCUAGUGACUCGACCAGCUGUAAAGCUGGCUCCCCUGGAUCUCAAAGUAUCUGGGUCCUCCGGAACUACACGGCCUCCCGUGCAGAAAUUAGGUUCCUCUUGUGAUUACUACUUUCAACAGGAUAACGACCCGAAGCAAACUGAUCUCAUCGUGUGGGAGUGCCUGCUCUGUAAUCUCCCAAUUAACUCAAAACAUCUCCGCAAUCACUUGAACACCAUUGAGCAUAUAUGGUGGGAAAUCAAGAGCCGUCUGAAGAAUAAAAACUCAGGGAACAAAGUGGAACACAAAACGAUUGAGGAGAUCUGGAAGAACAUUCCGUCUGCAGUGACCAGAAAUCUCGCCUCGGGGCUUGCAGGCAGUGCUGGACGUUAA